GAUUGUUUUUACUGUAAUUACAUAAGUCCUCAUUUAAUUUUUGUUUCCGCCAUAUUGAAAAUUAAGUUACGUAGGUAGUGUUUUAACAUUUAUUCUUCUUCCUAUUCCUAGUAUUUAUUUAACACAUUUCACUUAAUUGCAGUUGCAGCUUUGCUAAAUUAUUUUUUAAACAAUGUCAUAUGAUACAUUUUUAACAUGAAGGUUAUUGAAGUUAUGGUAGUUAACUAGAAUCACAAGCCUGACAAGUAAACUAUAGACGACUAUAAUAACUAUAAAUAAUAUAAUAUAUAGUAAGUUAGAUACUUUUGAAGUUGAACAAAUUAAGAAAUUAAACAUCUAUAAGAUAGCCCUUGUUAAAUGAAGCAAUAAUAUGUUUUCAUGUAGCACUUUUGGUUAAAAAGGUAUUUUUUUUUUUUGUGAAUUAAAAAAAAUCACUUUUUUUAACGGGAAGCGUUAUCCACACAGCUCUGUGAAUAACGUUGAGCGUUAUCGGCAGACCGAGAUCUGCGAAUAACGCCGAGCGUUAUCGGCAGGCCAAAAAUCUGCGAAUAAUGCAGAGCGUUAUUGUUAGACAGAAAUGUUCCCAUAAUUACGCACAUUUCUAGAAAUAAUUAAUUCCAAUCCGGGGUAGGGGUGUAGUUUUAAGUAGUGAAGGAUAGAUCGAUCGUUAAUGAGAAUGGCACAAACACAUCUCAAAACCGAAGCUACUGGUAUGCACAAGUUAAAUUUAAAAAAUUUAAUAGGCCUAAAUAUAGCCUAAUAUAUUGGAUAUAGGACAAUUAAUUGUGCCUACAUCUGCUCUGUUAGGCCCAACAUAUUCAACCUAUAGAGUGUUACUAAUAGAUCCAGUCAAACCUCCUACUCCUAGACUAGACAUAGCUAAUUUUCUGGUAUUUCAUAUUAAAUGUUAUACCAGUAAUAAAAAUGGUACCGGUAUUCUUCAUGUAGACUCACUUUCACCCAUUGUAGAGAUGUCUUUAAAUGAUGUCAAAGCUUGAUAGGAUAUCGUUUAGUUUUUUUUAAAGCACUAUGAUAUAUCACGUAGUCCAGAAAUGUUCUGACAGAAAUAGUUGACAUGCCGUGCAACAGUGUUAUGAUGCAGAGAGGUGUCUCCAUCAGGCGGCCAUCUGAGAGACGGGGAGGGGCAUAUAGGCCCUACAUCGAUAAUAACAGAAUCUAAUCCUGUUUAAGGCUAGUAUUUUUUCCUGAUCCUUGAGGGUGUCCCUAAGUCUACCCAGCUCUGGCCUUAGCUGGGGAAAAGUAAAGCUGGCUGGUUAUUGCGCUGGCAAUACACUCACACUUACUUGUAAAAGCUGCUUCAAUUGCCCCAAGGGAACUUUACUUCCCAAAGACUCGCAAUGCAUCCUACGACCAGCAGGGUUCCAAUUAAUUUCUGUAUGCUUUUUUUUAUAUUUAGACCCAUAGUUACAACAGUGACAGUAUGACUUUUUGUUUCAAUUAUCAUUUUUUUUACAAGAGCUAAAAAGUUUUAUGUCAAUGAUAUUGAUAUGUUUUAAGUACGGUACCGAUAUGUUCAUUUCAUUGUCAUCACUAAAUGUUAUUUCAACUCUUUCUGGAGCGGCAUAUUGUGUCCCUACUUAUUAUGAUACUUAUUAGAAAAUAAAAUGAAACAAAUAAAACGUGACAUAUUUUUUCAGCUAAACAUUAAUACACAACUCUGAGAUCUAAAAUAUUUGAAUAAGUAAGCUAUUAAUAAGUAUUUGUUUAUUAGAGAAAAAACAAAGGGAUGUUAAAGACUAUGAGUGGAAUUAUACAAAGAAAAUUAAACAGUCAAAAGAGCUAAAAGUAUAUCACAAUGUACAGUUAGAACAGCUGUAUCUGACUUAAACAGGGUUUAUGCGGCUCAUCUGCAUGUCCAUGUUGUUUACAGUUUUUUGACGAAACUUGAAUGAACAUUCUAACAAAAUAGAUUGAAACUUGUAACAUAAGUAACAAAACUAUAUGAAAAUAAUAAAUGCUGCAAAUAUGGUAUUCCAGUGUUUGGAAAAAUAUGUGCUCUACGUCAUCGAUAAUUUAAAUACUAUUAUGAGCAAACUGACCUAAAGCGCAUAAUUCCGAGGUCACCUUAGAAGCGAUUGUAAGAUCGCCACUUUUUUGCGUCUUUUUUCCACAUGCGCAAACUGAAUGCACGAGCGGUGAUUGAUAAGCCUACCUAAACCUAACCUGAACCCUAAAAUGUAUCCCUAAGCCUAAACUGUAAGAAAAGUAUUUAAUGUAAUCGAUAACAAAACAAAUUUAUAAUUUGAAAACUGUGACGUAGAAUGUAAAAAUCCUAGUACACCACAGAGCCGAUUGUGAAAUGCCAACAAAAGUUUUUCCAUGAUUUUUCAACUGCGCUAAAGGGAUUCGUGGGAGACUUUGAAAGUGCCUAUCUAAACCUAACCUGAACCCUAAUUCACGGCAACUUAAAUAAACACGCCAAUGGCGUCGUGUGGCAUCCUCAACUAGUUUCAGCCUAGAUUUUAAAAAUUGUCUUAUAGCCAAAAGCAGAUCUGUCUACUCUAACGAAUUGUCAAUGUUAUUGUUUAUUUUUUUACUAUGUUUAAGGGUAAAUAGGUCUGCAGAAAAGAUAUAUCCAGACCUGUUUACUCUUGAGAUUUUGCGAACAAUGUACGAUUUUUGGUAAUCUUGCAGUUCAAUUGUGUAUAUUAUUUUGAGCUUAAUUAGAUGUUCUGCUAUUUUAUAGGGGCCCAUAAGUCUUUUUUUUUUUUUUUCUUAUAUGGGGUGUAUGAAUAUGAUUCCAAACAAAGGCUCGGGCAUGGGCGAAUGGAACGAGAUCAAACUUAAUACACUUGAUUAUCUAUUUUAAAAAACCAGUACGGAAAGGUAAUGAAAGGUAAUCUUGCAGUUCAAUUGUGUAUAUUAUUUUGAGCUUAAUUAGAUGUUCUGCUAUUUUAUAGGGGCCCAUAAGUCUUUUUUUUUUUUUUCUUAUAUGGGGUGUAUGAAUAUGAUUCCAAACAAAGGCUCGGGCAUGGGCGAAUGGAACGAGAUCAAACUUAGUACACUUGAUUAUCUAUAUUCAAAAACCAGUACUGAAAGGUAAUGAACUCAUAAUUUUAUUUUGUCCUCAAGCUAGCCAAUAUACACGGUGUGGCUCAUGAUUGCAUAUAGAAAUGAACAUCUUUAAAAGCCCUUUAGCUAACUUUAGACGGCCCAUUUUUUCGGAAUAUGCUUUCAAUCUGGCAUGUAGGUUGAAUUUUUAAAAAAGCACAAGAAAAAGGAGAGAUUGUUUACCCUACCGGCUAUGUACCUAUGGGGGCUGUAAAAAUCAAUAAAAAGAAAAGUUAGUGCUAGUGUUAACUAAAACUGUCCAGACUAAGUUAUAUAAGGAAUACACAUAAGUUUACACAUGAUGAUACAAAUUUUGAUCAGAAAUAAUAUACGCCACUGGAUUGCAAGAUUACCCGAUUUUUAAUGUCUUUUACGAUUGUGCGCCUGACAGAACUAUGAUUUUUUGUAAAGAGUGGGUUGAAAAUAUAUACUUUAUAUAGUAGGUACUUUGAUUUAAAAAAACAACAACUUUUUGUAAAAAUAAACCAAUUGCAUAGUUUAAUAGAGCUUAUUUUUUAAAGAAUUAAAACACAUAAAUCAUAUGUUUAGCUGUUUUAGUUUUAAAGUUAUGCAUUUUUAAAGUACAACUUCAUUUGUCCUUUUUUUAACAUGGACAGCAUCUCCACAUUCUGUGGAUACAUAAUGUAAACUUUAGCCCCUUUCAUUUACCUUUCUAAAAAUAUAUACUUAUUGCGGGUAAUUUAAUGCUAUUUUAAAAGGCUCUCAAAAAGCUCUGAAAAGCUUCCACACUACAGAAUGAUUCUAUCCUACAGGUUGUGGGUUAAUGUAUUUCCUAUAAUAGUAUAGCUAAUUAAAUGUUGUCCUUUUUUUUCAACAGAUUUUUUAAUUUAUUUCAAUCACUGAGCACAGUUAAAUCCUUUGUCAUGGCUACAAAAGUCUCCAGAUUUAGUGAAUUCCAGAAGAGUCCUCAUGAUUUACGCAAAAGGAGUUUAACUCCGACUGAUGCUAAAAAGAAGCAACCUAAUUUGCAUAAACUUUUGAAGAAGAUGUGUUUCUUAUUCCAUAAGAUCAGUUAUAAACUGGAAGGGGAUUGUCCGAUUGAUGUUGGUGACCAAGCUUUGGCAGUUUUCAUUUUGACCUCUAAAGAUGUCAACAAACCAAUGGUAAACAAUUAUGCUUGUUUAAAUACAUUAGGUUUCAUUGUUGUUUCCGUCAAUGUCAUUGUCCGUAUUGGGUUGGGAUCCCAAGGGAUUUAAUCUGGAAAUUAAUUUUUAAAGGGGCCCCCUAUCUCAGGCAAUUAUUACAGUACACUUAUGGAAUGGGCCACCAAUAGGGGCCCCUCUUAACUUUUACUAUUACUAUACUGUGACUAUAAAAACACAGGUGGUUCAGCCCACGAAAAAUAAAUAUUUAAUUAUAGAAAAAAUACUUUAGUGCACACAUAUUACACACAAUAUACAUAUGUAAAGAAUAGGGGUGUGCCGGAAUCCGGUUCCGUCGGAUUUUGCACUAUCCGGUGAAAUCCGGUUCCGCCGGAUUUACAAGUAUCCGGAACAACCGGAAUAUACCGGAUUUCGGAAUUUGCCAGAUUUUGUGACUCACCGGAUCACAGACCUGUUUACUCUUACGAUUUUGGCGUACAAUGUACGAUUUUUAGAUGUCUUUUACGAUUGUACGCCAAGACACGCCAAAACUACGACUUUCAGAGACCCGGUGGAAAAAAUUUUCCCCUGAUUUCAAAACAUUAAUAAAUUUUCGGGUUUGGACGUUUUAGCCCUCUGUAAUGAAGAUCUGGCAGUGAAUAUGAACGAGAAAAACGAUUGGUUGGAUUUUUUUUUUUUUUUUAAAGUUGGGACCAUCCUUUUUAUAUUUCGAAAGCACUCAUGGGGACUGGGGGAGGUGGAGUUGUUGAUGACGGAAAUUGUGGCAUAUGAGACACGCAUGGGUAGGGGAUUGGUGGGAGUGUCAAAGGAUAUAAAUAAAUAACCCCGACGUAUCAUAUUGAGGGGAUCACAGUGAACUAGCUGGCUGCUGCGUCAACAGUAAUAUUUGGACUAGUCGCCCUAGCGACAACUUCACUCACCAUCGCCUUUGACUGCUACCAAGCGUGUGACGUAGUUUUGGUACAGAAUUAUUUUGUUCCUCAGAACCGCGGCGAUUGUAAAACUAGAGAUGGUUUUUUAAAUAAAAUAGAUGAUCCAACUGUUCUGCAGUGGAGCGUUGGAUUUUGGCAUACCGGUAUUUUAUAAGAUCCAGUCAGCGACAUUUACAAAAUAUAUGGAAAUAUUUUGUAGUUUUAUCUAUUUACUAUAGAGAUAUUGUAUUGUACGAUUUUGAGACCAGAUUGUACGAUUUUAGGGGUUUGAGGGUAAACAGGUCUGCCGGAUCAUAAUCUGAAAUAAAAGUAAUUCUCUUUCCCGAAUUCCACACGAUCACGAUGCAUUAAUCGAUUGUUUCGAGCGUUGAGCUUGUUUAAUGUUUAAUAUUCCGAACAUACCAGAGGCUAGAGUCAGCACCGCUAAUAGUGGCCAAUCGGCCCAAUCCCAUUCAUGAUAGUGCCAACUGUUCAGAAGGCAUCCAACCCCUCAGAUUUAGCGGUAUCUGCAAAGUACCGGAAUCCGGGAGAAACGGGAAUCCGGAUUAUUCCGGAUCCGGCGGAUUUCGCAUAAGAAAAUCCGGAUCCGGUUGGAAAAAACGGAUCCGGCACACCCCUAGUAAAGAAUAACUAGUAUACUCUCUAAUACUAUUGAAUACUAUGUUACGACUGGCUAUCUUGCCCUUUGUAGCAGGUCCGGUCCACAACACAAACAUCAGUCUUGUUUGUUUGACCCCCUCUCUGUCUCGCUAUUCUCUACACGGCCUGGAUAGAGUCUGUGUUUAUCUCUCGUAGGCCUACACUUGGAUUCUUUACUUAGGAUGUAACGCUAGUCUAGUCCUUAACCUACUGACUCUGACUGACUGGUCUAUACUCUAUGGCAGUGGUUCUCAACCUUCCUAAUGCCGCGACCCUUUAAUACAGUUUUUCUUGUCGCGGCGACCCCCAGUCACACAAUUAUUUUCGUUGCUACUGUAAGGAUAUGUGUUUUCAGAUGAUCUUAGGCGACCCCUGGGAAAGGGUCGCGCGACCCACAGGUUGAGAACCGCUGCUCUGUGGUAUACUGGCUGUAUACUGACCUCAACUCUACUGAACUAUACUAAACUAAAGUCAACUGUACUGAGUCUCAACUCCACUGUUCUCAACUAUAAUAGUCUAUUCUCGACUGGCUAGAAAUGAAAUUAAUUAAUGCAGCCACUGGCGUAACUAGGGUCGGUGUCACCUGGUGCGGUAAACUCAUGGUGUCACCCCCCCCCAACUUCCAUGAUGGAUUUCUUGUUGUUAAAAUCAGUCCACUGUAUAACAAUAACAAGAACAAAAUCACAUAAAUCGAAGGUCAUGAGGUCAAUGUAUUUAAAAUGUUAAGUUAUAGUUGUAUUUACAUUAAAUGUACUUUUUUGAAAUUUUCCCUUCCUUGUUUUCAAAGCUUUAAACCAGUAAAUCACUUGAUCAAAAUCAACAUCCUUCCUGUAUUAUUUUCAAUUGAUAGCAGAGCCAUAUCAGAAAGCCUAGACUGUCCUAUGGUGGAUCAUAAAUAUUUCUUGAUAAACCUUAGGCUUUAAAAGCUCCGCUCACAUAAACCCACAUACACACAAAUCAAAAGGAAAAAUUGAAUGCUUAGCGAGAGUAUUGGAAGAGAUUCUAAGACUUUAAAUUAGGCUAUGAAUUUCAAAACAUCGAAUACUGACCAGUCCAUGACUUUGAGAAACCAGCUGCUUUUAGAUGUCUUCUAAGCUUUGAUAUUUCUUUUAAAGGUUCAUCUUCUGAUAACUCAUCAUGAAAGAAGUUAAUUUUGGAACGGACACCACUAACUCUUCUUCACUUGCUUCACUCUUUGGGUUGAACAGCCCCAAAAAUAUCUGCUACUUCCUUGAUCGCUGAUUAUCCGAUCUGGAUUUCAGAAUGAAAACGAUCAAUACACUCCAGCAUCUCCCUACUGUGUUCUUCUCUCAGAAAGAGUCCAGCAUCUAUUAAUUGUUCUCCUGUCAUUCGCUUCAUAAAACUUAUUCUUCUCGGUACCGAAAUUCCAAAUUGGUCUGAUUUUAAAAGUGCAUUUUCGAUAGCAUGUUCAACCAAAUGACAGGGCUUCUCGGGCAGAAACAAUCUUAACGCCUCUAGGUUGGCCACUCCUUUGUCAAGAGUAAAGUCUUAAGUCUGCAGAUACUGCUGUGUAAGAUUAACUUCCUGAAGUAGAUCAGCGCAAAGGUAGUAGCGGGGAACCUUGUGGAGGAAUCAGUGAUGGAAUCUCAAUGCAGGCCACAAGUAUGUUUUUAUAGGUUAUAAAUGCCAUGGACACCAAAUAUAUGUAUAAUAUAUGAAGAAACACUUGGUCAAGAUGCUAAGAUUUGAACCACCAUGGGCUUGGCUAUACAAAUUUCCAUAAUUGCUACAUGUGAGAUAACCCUAGCUAUUUAAAACAAAUAAUACCAUUACCUUAACAAACAAUCAUACAUGCAUAUGUAUAAUAUUUAGUCACAGAAGACCUGCCUAAAUAGGAGCCAGAAUGAUGAAUUCAUUGAUCGUGGGCCCUCAAGACCUAGAAGAAGAAGAUAAACGUGAAAUCACAGACAGCAUGUAACGACCUUGUGCUGUACCUCUUUGUAUUCAAACUUUCAAGAGGAUUACAUAGGGCUUCAAUCACCACCACACUUUCAUAAAACUCAUCUUUUAACAGCAGCAUGAUGAGCACUCCAACGCGUUGACAGUCUUUUCAAUGAAAUUCUAGUGUGUUCAAUUAGAACAUUCCAUCGAUUAGUGGAUGCAGCAAAGAAGGAAAAUAUUCUUUCAAGAGUACCGAAAAAUGUAAUAUAUGAAGCCAUUUCUGCUAAAGAGUGUUGACCACAAAAGUUAAGUCAAUGGCCCACACAUCCACUAAAAAUUGCUUUCUUAGUAUUUCUUUUCAGAAUGGCUUGAACACAUCCAUGGAUUCCAGACAUUGUGGCAGCAUUAUCGUAACCUUGCGCUCUGAACAUCAUUAUUUCUAGUCCAUUACGUUUUAGAUUUUUAAGAAUGUCAGAACUGAGGUCAUCAGUUUUUUUUCCCUCUUAACGGGAAAAAUGCAAGAAAUACUUCACUCACUUCAACAUUCCCAUUGUUGAUUUUAACGUAUCUGAUCACUUCAGACAUCUGGUCACUGUAUGAUAUAUCAGGUGUACUUUUGGACAUUAUUCCAAAAUCACGUCGAAGAAUUUAUAUCCUUCAUAAUAAUAAUCUCCUUCACAUGAUUUGCAAGGACAUUUACAAAUGCAUUUUGGGUUUCUGGUGAAGGUAAGAUAUGGAUGCGUUUUCUGUAGAUUUACUCCGCUUUGUUAUCACUUUGUGCUCUUUUAGCACUGGGUCAUAUUUAGAUAGCAUCUUAACCAUUUCAAGAAAGUUUCAGUGAAGAUUCAUUUUCAUUGUGGCCACGAAAUGCCAGAUUUUGCUUGCAAGAAACAAUGUGCUAUCCAGCAACCUGUGCGGGAUUUACUUCCACUUUUUGUUCUCCCUGUCCAUCACAGCAAUACAUUCGGCAUCAAUUGUUUUGUGUAUCUUAUGUCCUGCUGCCAAUGUUUCCUACUUUUCAAGGCAACAUAGAUGCUCUUCCGAUGCUUCAUGAUUUUGUAAUUUUGGCUCAAGUCCCACCACUUAUCAAAGCCUGUAACAAAUUUGGAUGUUGUUUCUGUAACAUUGACAGCAAACAUUCUGCAGCAUAAACACUACAAUUUGUGACUGAGGAGUGAAUAACCAUCCACAAACGCAGUAUUUUCUUGCCAUUUUGCAUCAUCCUGUAGAUCCAUUGUUUUGUUAGUUGGCUCCUUUAGAUUUCGCAUUUAGCCUUGUCACUACACUGAAAUAUCCGUCCUUGUUCUGAAAUGAGGUACUCCAAAUUUUAAUUGUUUCAGACCGAAAAUUAUUUGGAAAUGGUACAUUCCAGAAAGAAGCAUUAGAUAAAAUGUGAAUGAAUGAAAUAGCGAAACGAGGUAUGUGGAAGCUUGAAAUAAGAUAACAGGAUAAAAAAACAAGGCAUAAGGCCUUCCUCAGCCAACAAUAGAAAUUAGGGAUGUGCCGGAUCCGGAUUUUCUUAUGCGAAAUCCGCCGGAUCCAGAUUCCGGUUUCUUCCGGAUUUUGGUACUUUGCAGAUACCGAUUGGCCACUAUUAGCGGUGCUGACUCUAGCCUCUGGUAUGUUCGGAAUAUUAAACAUUAAACAAGCUCAACGCUCGAAACAAUCGAUUAAUGUAUCGAGAUCGUGUGGAAUUUGGGAAAGAGAAUUACUUUUAUUUCAGAUUAUGAUCCGGUGAGUCACAAAAUCUGUCAAAUUCUGAAAUCCGGUAUAUUCCGGAUUCCGGUUGUUCCGGAUACAUGUAAAUCCGGCGGAACCGGAUUUCACCGGAUAGUGCAAAAUCCGACGGAACCGGGUUCUGGCACACCCCUAAUAGAAAUGAAAAUAUAACAAAGAAAAGAGCACAGUAGACAACUCAAGCAGUAUCCAUUCGUGUCGCCGGAAGUGGGAACACAGGAAGCGAGAGAAUAUAAAUAUUGACACUGUGAAAAAUGAAGUCCACAAUAAUAAUGGACCAGAAUAUCCAGGGAUACAUCAACACAGCAAUAAGAAAAUAGAUGAAAUAUAGGGAAACAGAGAAACAUUAGUCCUUUCAUUUAUAUAGAUAAAAUGUGCCAGUUUUUGUCAUUGUAUCUUGGUUUGAAUCAACAUUAUCGGCAACCAUGCAUGUCUUUUACUUGUGUUUUUACGUCAAUAUUUUCCAUUUUCUCCACUAUUUGCUGAAAAUAAUGCAUGCUGCUGGUAUCGGGAGAAUCAGUAUCAAUGGGUGGCUGAGGAACGCCUUUUUAUGAACCCAGACCCUGAUCAUCAUUAGCUUUCUUGACAUAUCGAAGCAUGUAUUAUGGUAGUGAUUUUAGUGACUUGCAUAUUUUAUUUUUCACUGCUGACAGCCACUUGGCCAUUUAGAUUUGUGCACGAUGUGUGGCACAAUAUAAUUAUCUUGAACAAUAAAAAUGAUUAAAUUUUGUCAUGUUCAAUACAAGAAAAAAAGUAAUUUCAAAAACAACAGUCAGAGCACUGUACAAAAUACAACAGAGAAAGGUAGCAGGUAAAACCCAGCAGUCGAAAUAUGACAAUCAUGCUAAAAGUUAAGGGGUGAUACUAGUGACGAAUGGGGGAAAAUAUUAAUUUUUGAACAUUUCUGGUUUUCGAUAUAUAAUAUUAUAUCUCUUCAAAUAACCUUUCUUUAUUUAAAUAAAUAAGAAUAAAUCAUUAAAGGAUUGCUAAUUGUGCAAAAUAAUAUAUUUUUUUAAAUCCAUAAAAUGGGUAAAAAUUAAUUUUUAAUGUUUUUAAUUUUUACCAAUUCUUAUAAUUAUAAUGGCCCGACCACACUUAUUUGGUAUCAAUGGAAAGCCCUAUUUCUCAGAAUUUAGAUAAAUAUAGACUCCUGUCACUUACGGAAUUUAACAAACACUGCAAUCGGCGUGGAAUGAUGACUAAACUCCGAGUAUAUUUGCUAGUUAUAAAUAUUUUCUAUAGCAGAUAUGAUUAAACACUUUGCUCUAAUAACUUUAUAUUUUUAAUGUAAGGGAUUUGGUGUUCUUUAAAUAAAUUGUACAUUGUAAUUUAUUGUCUUUUUUUAUCCUCCACAGCCAAUACCCAAAGCUGAAUUACAAAAUUUGGUUAAACUUGUUGAUGAUUUAUUGCCUUUGGAAGGAGUUAAUGAUUUAGAUGAAUCAAAGGAACUGAAGAAGAUCAAUUCUGAACUUCAAAACUGCCCGGGGGAAAGUAACUCUUUAUCAGGCUCUUCCAUGUCAUGGGCUGAGAAUGUUUUGCAUUUGUUAGGCUUAGAAUACCAACACCUGGAAAACUACAGGUACAUACUGGAUUGUCCUGCUGGUGAUCUUUAUGGCCUUCAGCGACAAAUUUGUCAGAUUUGGGAAUGCAGAUAUCAUGAGAUCGUAUCUCAUACUCAUAAUGAUAUUAACAGCCUUAAAAGCGAUCUGAGUAUUCUUGGAUAUUCUACAUCUGUUGUAAAAAAAAUAGCCUCAAGUAUUCCAGAUCCAUUCAUUAAGUGCCAGAAUUCGCUGUAUUGGUCUAUCCGUUACUUGGCGUAUAAGAUGUUUAAUAAUCCUAUGCUGGCCUAUGUGCCAAGAUAUCCUUUUAAGGAGGAGAUUUUAAAUAAGUUGUUUGAGCAGGACUUGGAGGAUUGUGAUUGCAACUCUGAGGAGGUUUGGCCAGUCAAGAUGAUAAAUGUCUCUGAUGAUGUGGGUGAUACAAAGGUUGAACGGUAUGUCAUCUUAUUCGUAUAUCCACAUGAUAAUUAGAGUAAAAUAGCUUCUCUCUGCAUGGCAUGUUUCCAUUUUAAUGUGGAAGAAUAAGGUUAUUAGACUGUAAUUUCAAGAAGUUGGACACUAUUUCUUUCACUUUGUACAACUUUAAUUUAAAUAAAGAAUCUGUAUGAACUAAAUCAAGCAUAAUUAAACAAUGGCUUAUGUCUAAUUACAUCUAAAUUCAAUAAGGAUCAGAUUGGUGUCAAACUUAGGCUGAGAUAAUAUUUUUUAAAAAACACACGAAAUUAAUAGUACCGGGUAUUUCAGUUAAUUUGUUCAUUUUUUUUUGUGUGUUUUUUUUAAGCCUUAAAUAUCUUGUUCCGUUGGCUGAAACGCAAUCCCCGUAUAUUAGCUACCGUACUUGUACAAAUGAAUUAAAUUUUAAUUUAUGGCAAUAGAAAAUAAUGUACAGGUAAUGCAUACUUGCAAUUAUCAUUGAAUUUUCAAUUGGAAUAUCUGUACUGUUUCUCACACAGUUUUUGCCAUUAGCAGGUUAAGGGCCUUGCUAAUAGUAUAUACAUUUUAAAAUAGUCAUAUUCUUUUUAACCCCCCCCCCCCUGUUAUGCAUGUACUUAACUUUUAAGGAUACACCCCUAAUAGUGAGCUUUAGAAAAAAAAACAUCCCAGAUUCUCACAGCUGUCUAACAGGCCCAUUGGUUUCCAAAAUAUGUACUACAUCAUCUGGGGCUGCACAUUGUCCACUGGCAGGGCCAAGGGGUGGCAGGAUAGGCCCAUUAAAGGAAAUCAAACUGUAAAGUCCUGUGUCCUUCAUUAGGACAAGGGAAACCAAUAAUUAUCUUCUCACUGGGCAGAACUUUUUUCAAUAUAGUUUCUGGAUUUGUUUCAGUCAACAGUAACUCACUUGAGUACCAAUAACUUGUUGAACUUGUUGCAGUUGCUAGAUCACACUUUUUUUUUAGUGUUAUGUACAUAGGUGUUUUAUUUAUUUAUUUUUAACUGUAUGUCAUAGUGUACAUGUUAGAAUUUAGCACAGUGCCCCUGUCAAAAACCUAAGUUGACAUGGGUGUCAUGAAUCUUAGCAAUUUUGGGAACCACUGGCUUAGCCGAAACAAAUUAUAUCAUACUAGUUAUAGCCAGCCAAACACAAGCGUCAUCAAUGCGUGAACCUCCCAUCUACUAAAGUUACUUGACAAAAACCUGAACUCGAGUUACACACAUUUAAGAAUGCCAAUUAUGCUACACACACACACCCCCUUCAUAAUACGUCACUGCACACUUUUCAUUUUACGCCCAUGAACUAUAGCCGACCCGCAGCUUAGAAGAUGCUGCGAGCUGGCUGGCAAGCGAGGGGAGUGUUUGCCUGCGUCUUGCUUGCUCUGGCGUAGCUAUAUAGUGUUUGACCGUCUUGUUGUUUGACCUUUGCUGGUAAAUUAUAUAUAUAUAUAGAUGCAUGUUGAACUAAAUAUAACUACUACUUCUACCACUACUUAUUUGGCCUCAUACUAGACUAGAGCACGAUGUUGCACUUUUUUAAAACCCCAUUUACUCAUCUUUAUCAUGCUGUCAUUAUUGCUACUUUUUUUGUUUUAGUAUUAAUUUCUAUAGAUUCUACUUCAAUGUGUUCAAUAGUUAAAACAUUUGAGCCCUUUAGUAAAUUUGGAGCAUAAGCUUAUAAAGCCAUGAUGAACUUUUUUGUCAUUACCUUAAUAAUGAUUGUAGAUAAGAUUUAGAUUUCUUCUAAAUGAUGGGUCAUGUCAAGUACUCAAAGGCCUCAAGGUGAUGGUUUGGGCAGUAAUGGCAAGGGGGGAAAAAGGGAGGGCAAAUUACAUAUUGAAAUAUUUUUUACUUUUAUCUUUAGGUAUCUUGAGAGUCAGGGCUCUGGACUUUACUUCCAUGGAACUUCACAUUAUGAUGCGAUGUUAAUAUUAAGAAGAGGUGUGGAUUUGUCAGUGGGUUCCAGUGGACAAGACUUUUCAAGUGGAGAUGGCUUCUAUCUUUCUGAUAGCUUAAAGAAUGCAAGGCGAUGGGCAGGUGCUGGAAGAGGCAAGAAGUACCAGGCAGUGAUUGUGUAUAAACUAAAUCUUGCUGAUCAUGAUGGCCUUGACUUGAAUGGGGGCAGCGAUGAGUGGCAGAAUAUUGUUGCCCUUUGCAGAGGUCAAUAUGAAAAUAACCUACAAAAAAUGGAACUUGUGAAGAAUGUUUCAUACAUUAGAGGUCCUGCAUGUAUUAAUGCAAUCAGUGCCAUUCAAAAUAAUACCACAUUUGAAUCAGAACAAAACAUCCAACUGUGCAUCAGAGAUAAGGCUUUCGCCAACAGUGAGUGCAACGUUAAGAACAUUUGCUGUGUAGUCUUCUAUUAACGCAUUCAUUACGGCAGUGCUACUUCCUGUACUUCAUUUUAUACCUAUGAAAGGGGGUUAACUCCGUUUUGCAAUUGAUUUACAUUUGUAAAAUAUUUUUUAAGCUGCUAAAUAUUAAUGUUAAUGAAUUAAAGGCAUAUUCAUCAGAAAAUGUAUAUAGUUUACUAUAAAUAUAACUUAAGCGGCGAACAACUAAGGAACAAUGACCUAAAUAUUGAUUUUGACGCAUUGCAUGACCACAUGCUGCGUACAGACGUGCCAUAAUAAAGCACUCAUAGUUUUAAAGUGAAUCUUCCAGUUUUUAAAUUGAAAUCUCGCAGAGUCAAGCCAUCACUGAAAGUCUAGAGCGAUGCAACAUUUCAUUGCUAUUUUUAACUAAAGAUAAGAGGGGUGUGUGGCUAUGCACCAUGAGGCAUCCGUCAAAACAUGCAUUAAGUCGCAACCUUCUAUCUUCUCAUUGGCUUGACCGCUAAACAUCCAUAUUAUUCCCAGGUAAGGGGAAUAACUCUAAAUUACAAAUUGAGUUCUUUUACAAAGUUCAACACAUCUCACUAAUUUAAAUAAAAACCUAUAGAUGUGGCAAACAUUUCAUUAUGUAGUGAAAUGAAUUAUCUAUCAAAUAAGUAUAGGUGUAUUAAUAAAUUGCAUAAAAAAUAAAAAUUAAAAUGUUCGAAAUUACGCAAUAAUUUCUAUUUUACAGGACAAUUUCUUUAUCACUACUACUUUAAUUACAAUUAUUUAAAACCAAAUUUUCUUAAACUAUAAAUGCCAUGCUUUCAGUUCAAUAUUUUAAAAAGCUUGCAUGUUUCUCAAUCUAUUUCAUUUCUGUUUAAAGGAAAAGGAAGUAGAACUUUUCUACUUUCAGCUAUGGCUACUUUAUUAUAUUAAACCAAUGGUUCUGGUUCAAUACAUCCUUUAUAUGGUAUGUGUAUAUAGCAGACGAUGGCGGGCGAUACAGUAUAAAAUGCUAGCAGGGGAUAUGGGAAGUUACUGGUUAAAUUUAAACCAAUUUCUCUCCAACAAGUUGGAAAAUAUGAUUGUGGAACAGUGCUUUAAAAGAUUUUAAGUGUUUAUACCAUUGUUUAUCAUUUAUUGUAAUAUAUAUUUUUCGCUUAAUUUUUUGUGAUCCUUCAACAUCGAAUCUCAAAAUACAAAAAGGUGGUGAAAUUGAAUUCCAAUAUUCAGACUGCAUCAUGCAGAACUCUUUCAUUUUUGUAUGUUCCGGGGUAUUGACCUUUUUUUUCGGGGUGAACUCUGUAUCAACUUUUCAGUACAGUUCUAACUCAAUAAACUCCUUACCGGCCAACCAGUAAUGAUUCAACCUUGUAGCGGCUAGAUCCCGCAACUCGACUGCCUGUUAACAUUUUGUGAUUUAAAGAGUGAAAAUCUUGAUAUUUAAAUGAAAAUCAUGUGAGAGAUGAAACUAAGGCACACUGCUUAGGUUUUUUAUAGAUUUUCCAGGGAUUAUAUAUAUAUUUCUUUUUGUUAGUAAAUGUUAGGAUCAUGUGUAGUUAAGUAAGUGUAUUAUUAGACUUUUACACAGGGAAAUAAUGUAGUACAAAACCUAAAGCAACCAAUUAAGAAUGUUUGUCACAUUAUUUCAUAGAUCUGUUUUGAAAAUAAAAUUUGUUUGAAUUUAUUUGUAACCUACAAAUGUCUAAGGUAAAACUGUAGUUCCCCUUCGGCUGGGUUUACAAGUAUUAUUACAAGUGAUCAAUUUCUAAGCACCCAAUAUUGAUUUUUGAUUGGGAUAACAUUAUUAACAAAUAGUACUGCAACUGUAAUAUGAAGAGGUAUUUUCUUUCGCAUUGUGUCUAUCUAGUGAAAGGCCUUUCUAUCUACUACUUCUAUCUUUAUGUCAAAAUAUUUUUUUUUUUUUAAAUUGAUAUAUACUUAUGAAAUUGAAAUGCUAUUUUAUAUCAUUACCGUAAAAUGGGGUAACUUUGGUCCAUUUUAUGUGAAACAUUGAAUAUUCCGACAAUACCCGUAAUUGUAAUUAUGAAUUUAAUAGUUAAUCUCAUGGGCUAUAGCAUUACCAUUAAGUACAAAUAAUUCAAAAACGAUUAUUUCUUCAAUUUUUUUAUUAUUUUAAAAAAAUUAUUAGUGGCCAAAGUUACCCCAACAUGGGGUUACUUUGGCAGGCUAUACAAAGAAUAUACAAAAACAAAGUUUGACAAAAAUAGGGUACCUUGGCCACAAAAGAUAUUUUUUAAAUGUAAAAAUUAACACUAAAUGAUAAUGUUCAUUUAGUAAACUUCUCAAAAAUGUUAGUAAAUGUGCCUUUCUUAGGUGCUGGUAGCCAUUCUUCAUCUGAAUCAGAAAAGGAUAUGUUGCCCAUACUAUCAGAAUCACUACUUGUCUGAUGUUCAGAAAGGUUAGCAGCAAGAUCAUGAUGUGGUUGGUCUGCAAUUACAUUCUCUGUGCUGCUAGGAGAAGGAGAAUCAUGUGUGUCAGUAUCUAUAACCUCAUCAUCAGAAGGCCCAACAGCACUUUUUCCAGGCUCAACAUCCAGACGAUGCUUAUGUCUCUGUGUUACCUCAUCCUCUUUGCCAAACUGCAUCUCUUGUAGGUGAGAUAGGAAUGAAUCUGCAACUGAUGUGUUGACAGAGUCCUCAUUUUCAUCAUUGUGUGGAAUAUGCUUCAGGACAGGAUCAGGGUCUGUGGGGGUAAAUUCCAGAUUUUCUAAAUCCAGCCCUAAUAUUGUCACCAGCAUUGAAUACUUACACUUACUUUUGUGUUGUGAAAAAAUACAAAGUUUGCAGUUUGAAAAAAUCAAUACAAAAUGGCUGCCAAAGAAGAAUGGUUGUAUUUCUGCACCUAAUGUAAUAGGACACCAGCACAUUGAUUGAAAAUAUUUUGAAAUGGUUUAAUAUUUGACACAAUUUAGUUUCAAUUGCCAGUAAUAAUUCAAAAAAUAAAUAUACAAUUUUAAAUCUUUUUUCUCCCCCUGGCCCAAAGUUACCCCAUUUUACGGUAUGUGAAUUGUAUGAUUUUAAGUUAAGAUGUCUUUUAGAUUGCAGGCCAAGACCUGCCAAUGUGGAUAUGUAUGUAGCAAUAAAAGUGAAUAACAUUGAGUUUAAUAUUAAUUUUAAUAUAUUGUGUCGUAUAAGAGUAAAUGUACAGGGUUCCUUGUCAACUAAACAAAAUGAAACCAUGAUAAGGAUGGAUGCGUCUGAAGAGCAGCCUUUAUCCAAAAUUUAAGUUUGGCGGACUGAUCCGCGAGUUACCCCAUUGCACCAUGCCAGAUUUAAUUACACUGCUAAUAAAGAUCAAUACUCGGAG
Molecule: messenger RNA, 17045 nt
Organism: Lymnaea stagnalis (great pond snail)
Lineage: Eukaryota; Metazoa; Mollusca; Gastropoda; Lymnaeidae
Source: the annotation of a GenBank genome assembly